Empidonax traillii (willow flycatcher) is the source of this 2200-nucleotide messenger RNA. RefSeq lists its product as uncharacterized. Gene Ontology annotation, molecular function: S-adenosylmethionine-dependent methyltransferase activity. The record is from RefSeq and is a predicted model, not a curated record. The transcript has 8 exons. Lineage: Eukaryota; Metazoa; Chordata; Aves; Passeriformes; Tyrannidae. Bases 1 to 906 code for a protein of 301 amino acids.
AUGGAGCUGGGGGCUGCGCGGCGCGCCGUGCUCGCGGCCGUGCGGGGCACGCGCGCGUCCGACCUGCCCCGCCUGCUGCGCUGGAUGCGCCACUCCCAUGACUUUGAUGAGCUUGUGGUGAGUAACAAUGAUGUUGUGCUCAAAAAUAUUGCUGAAGAUUUGCGGAAUCGUUUACCCAUCGAGGCAAUGUUUACUUCAGAACAUCAAGCUGUUCAGAAAAUACACCAGCAUCCACUGCCCAUGAUUCAUGUUGAUGCAUUCCUUUAUGAUGAUGAUGUUGUUGAUUCAUUGUGUGAGGAAGGGAAAAUGAGUAGGAGCUACUGCACAGAGUGUGGCUCAUACAAAACUGCAUCUUUAGAGUUUAUUUCGCAUUCCUUUUCCCUCAUGGAACUGAAGUUUCUUUAUCAACAUGUACUGCCUGACCUGACAGGAAAGGUAGUGGUUGACGUUGGCUCCAGGCUUGGUGCAGUGCUAUUUGCGGGUUAUCUUUAUAGCUCAGCAUCCCAGCUGUAUGGAGUAGAAAUGAAUGCAGACUUUUGCCAGUUGCAAGAAAUUAUGAUUACAAAAUAUGAGUUCAUCGACAGAAUAAAGGUGGUUCAUGCAGACAUCUGUACUCAGGCUUCGCUUCUUCAGAAGGCUGAUGUUGUUGUAAUGAAUAAUGUCUUUGAAUAUUUUCUUGACAGACAGGAACAGGCCAGAGCUUGGGAAUUUAUUGCUUGUAAUGUAAGGAAAAGAGGAUCCUUACUAGUGACAGUUCCAAGUCUUCAAGAAUCGCUUUCAAAGCUCCAGACAGAUGUACAGCUCAGCCAAUGGGUCGAAGAGAUGCAGCUAAACUACGAUGUGUAUAUGGAAAAGGAUGUUGACAGAGAAGCACUUGAACAGAUACAUUUAUACAAGAUUCUCUAGUACCUGGAAAAAUUUACUAGUAUCCUUAUAAUAUCAGAUAUUUUGGGUCUAAAACAAAUUUGGAUUAAUUUGUGUGAAUAAAUAAGUCAAAAUUCAUAUUGUGAUUAAUCUGAUUUAUACAUAUGGUUUGUAAUGAAAAAGAGCUUUGGAAACAGGUUUUCUUAUGGAGGCGUUUUGUCUCAACAGAGUAUUUUGACUUUUAACUAGGAGAUAUGCUCAUGGUUUAAUUUUUGCAGAAAUGGUAGAAAGAGUGGCUACAUACUGAUACUAAAAGAAUUUUUCAUCACUAGCAUUGUGCACUGCCAAUGUUUGCUAAAUAUAUCAAACCUAAGAAUAGUGAACCAUUAUUAAUAUGAAUGAUAAGAAUGCAUUUAGCAUAAUGUUACUUAAAAGCAGUAGUGCGUGUUUGUUUUGGUAUAGACCAUUUAUUAUUAUCAAUAUUUACUGUCAGCAGUUUUUAGUGUUCCUCCUAUGGAAUUUGUAGGUUUUCUUUCCAGGAUCUGCUUGAUAACCAGAGUGUCUACUUGGCAUCUGUUAUGAGAGAAGCAAGUUCAUCCAUUUAGUUAGUUGUCCUUAAAGUGAGUAUUAAUAUAAAAGACACCAAGGAGCCAUUGAGAAUUAAUACAGCAAGUCUAGGACAAUGGAACUCUUUUCCACCUUCUGCACUUCUGCUGGGGAUGGUAGGAAGUGUAAUAAGGGGUUAAGAAGCUGAAAAUUCUGAACAGGUGUCACGGCUUAGCAGAGGCUUGGUGAUGGCGUAAAACAUUGGAAAUUCGUAACAGAGCCUCCUCAGAGAGAAAAGAUCCACAUACGCCCACCACAUUUAUAUUUAGAUUUUACGUUCUAAGGAUGUGAAGCUUUUAGUCAGCUGAAGAAUGUUUCGGGUUUUAGCAAACAUUAACGAUCCAAGUGCAAAAAUAUUAACUUCAGGAGUUUUGGACUAAGUGUGUUGUGAAUUUAGAAGCCCUGGUAAAAAGUUUGCUGCACAACUUCUGUCUAGUGUAACUGGGAAAACAUUAAAUUGGAUUUCAGUCUUCAAAUGAUUUACAGGUCAGUGACUUUAAUAAUAUAUGCUGUAAGCAAAAAGAUCAGUGCCCUUUGGGCACUCACUGACAUAGUAAGUAAAUGGCACUGUAGAAAGAAUAGUGAGUGUUAAGAAGUCUUAUUUUCAUGGUCUGUUUGGAGUGAAAGAGGAUGUUUAACUUGAGUGAUACUGAACCACUGCCCAAAUACUGUGUUGAAUCUAUUCUUCAUGCGUUUAAAAAUGAAAAAAAAUUGAAAGCUUUUCUUAAAA